Microtus ochrogaster (prairie vole) is the source of this 2272-nucleotide messenger RNA. It is a transcript of the gene Ltf, whose product is annotated as lactotransferrin. The record is from RefSeq and is a predicted model, not a curated record. Lineage: Eukaryota; Metazoa; Chordata; Mammalia; Rodentia; Cricetidae. Gene Ontology annotation, cellular component: recycling endosome; plasma membrane; extracellular region. Gene Ontology annotation, biological process: antibacterial humoral response; iron ion transport.
UUCUCUAGGUCCCCCAAGACCACAGACAUGAGGCUGUUCAUCCCCGCCUUGCUGUUUCUUGAGGCCCUUGGACUCUGUCUGGCUAGGAAGACGACUGUUAGAUGGUGUGCCGUGUCAAACCCCGAGGCACAAAAGUGUUCCAGGUGGCAGAAGGCCAUGAAAGAAGUGGGUGGCCAGCCACUCAACUGUGUCAAGAGAUCCUCCACCCAGCGGUGCAUCCAGGCCAUUGUGACAAACAAAGCUGAUGCUAUGACUCUCGAUGGUGGUUCGAUGUUUGCUGCAGGAACGGCCCCCUACAAACUGCGCCCUAUUGCGGCAGAAAUUUAUGGGACCAAAACUCAACCCCGGACUCACUAUUAUGCUGUAGCAGUUGUGAGGAAAAGCAGUAACUUUCGUCUGAACCAACUGCGAGGCCUGAGGUCCUGCCACACAGGCCUGGGCAGGAGCGCUGGGUGGAAUAUCCCCAUAGGGACCCUUCGUCCAUUCCUGAAUUGGGAGGGGCCACCUGCAUCCCUUGAGGAAGCGGUGUCCAAGUUCUUCUCAGAGAGCUGUAUUCCCGGUGCCAACAAGGAUCGCUUUCCCAACCUGUGUAGCUUGUGUAGAGGGACAGGAGCAGCCAGAUGCGCCUCUUCCCCAGAAGAACCGUACUCUGGUUAUGCAGGCGCCUUCAAGUGUCUGAGAGACAACGCUGGGGAUGUGGCUUUUACCAGGGGAAGCACCGUAUUAGAGGAACUACCAGAUAAAGCUGAAAGGGACCAGUACAAGCUGCUCUGCCCAGACAACACCUGGAAGUCGGUGGAGGCGUAUAAGGAGUGCCACCUUGCACAAGUCCCUUCUCACGCUGUUGUGGCCCGAAGUGUGAGAGGCAAGGAAGACGCCAUCUGGGAACUUCUCAGCCAGGCACAGGACAAGUUUGGAAAAGACAAAACAUCAGAGUUCAAGCUCUUUGCCUCCCUAGCGGGACAGAAGGAGAAGGACCUGCUCUUCAAAGACUCAGCCAUUGGGUUCUCAAGGGUUCCCCCGAAGGUAGAUGUUGGCCUCUACCUGACCUACAACUAUAUCACAUCCAUCCAGAACUUGCAUAGAAAGGAGAAGGACGUGGCCGCCACACGUGCCCGGGUCACGUGGUGUGCGGUGGGCAGCGAGGAGAAGCGCAAGUGUGACGAGUGGAACGGAGCGAGCAAUGGCAGGGUGACCUGCACCUCGUUCCCCACCACGGAAGACUGCAUUACCGCAAUCAUGAAAGGAGAUGCCGAUGCCAUGAGCUUGGAUGGAGGUUACAUCUACAUUGCUGGCAAGUGUGGUUUAGUUCCUGUGCUGGCGGAGAACCAGAAAUCCCCCAAAAGCAAUGGCUCUGACUGUGUGGACAGACCAGCGGAAGGGUACUUUGCUGUAGCAGCAGUUAGAAAGGAAGAUACUGGCUUCAGCUGGAGCUCUGUGAGAGGCAAGAAGUCCUGCCACACCGCUGUGGACAGGACCGCUGGCUGGAACAUCCCUGUUGGCCUGCUCGUCAACCAGACCAGAUCCUGCAGAUUUGAUGAAUUCUUCAGCCAAAGCUGCGCCCCUGGGGCUGACCCCAGAUCCAAUCUCUGUGCCCUGUGUGUUGGUGAUGAGAAGGGUGAGAAUAAGUGUGCCCCCAACAGCAGAGAGAGAUACCAUGGCUACAACGGGGCUUUAAGGUGCCUGGCUGAGAAAGCAGGAAAUGUGGCAUUUCUGAAGGACUCCACUGUCUUGCAGAACACUGAUGGAAAGGGUACUGAAGAGUGGGCUAGGAACUUGAGGCUGGAGGACUUUGAGCUGCUGUGUCUUGAUGACACCCGGAAGCCGGUGACUGAGGCUAAGGACUGCCACCUGGCCAUAGCCCCAAAUCAUGCUGUGAUAUCUCGGACAGACAAGGUGGAAGUCCUUCAGCAGGUGCUGUUUGACCAACAGAAUCAGUUUGGAAGAACUGGAUCGAGGUGCCCAGGGGAGUUUUGCCUGUUCCGGUCUAAAACCAAAAAUCUUCUGUUCAAUGACAACACUGAGUGUUUGGCCAAGCUCCAUGGCAAAACAACAUAUGACAAGUACCUGGGACAGGAGUAUGUCGUAGCCACCGCUAAUCUGAAGCAGUGCUCAAGCUCCCCACUCCUGGAAGCCUGUGCUUUCCUUACCCAGUGAAAACACCGAGCCAAUGGCCAAGCUUUCCCAGGGAGCCUCAGCCCAGAUCCAUGGCGUCUUGGGCCUUGCAGAAAGAGGGGUUCGCUGAUCAUCUCUUCUUAUAACUCUCUGCUGU